AUGCCCCGUGUAAAUGCUCGACUUGCCGUCAACAAUUUCGAGACCCCUAUGACCAAAGAAUGUUCGAAUUCAAUUACACGGCAAUACUCACCGACGACGAAGCCAGUGAAUAAUCAGCAAAUCUAGUCGCAAGAACACGAGAAAAUCUGCAAUACCUUCGAGAGCAAUGCGAGGUCAAUGGAAGCCUAAUUGUGAAACGCUGGAAGAAGAAGAGCAGCGAGAAACGCAAAGUCCUUCUGUCUCUAGUCGAUCCUGAUAUUUACCCGAACCAGUCUGACAUACGCUUCUCUCAAGAAUUCGUAGGGUUGCCAAACAUAAAGAAGUAUUGCCAGCUCCAAAUUCCCUACGCAGUUCCAGAAGAACACCGACAAGGAAAUGUGAGGCGCCCUUACCGAAAUAUUUGCUUGUUACCUUAUAUCAACUUCCAAGGCCUGAAAGACAACCCUGCGAAGUUGCUGCAUUUAAUUUACAAUCGAAUCAAUUACUCGCCACAACAAUGGGCUCCUUUCGACAAUUAUCUCCUCGAUAAACAAUGGAACAUAGGAACAUUUGCUACAGUGUAUAACAGAAGUUGCAUUAUUAUGCAUGGAACGGAUUAUGGAAAACUCGUCCCCUGGAACGAGGACUUGGCUCAUACUUGGGACAUUGUCGGUUUUCCCAGAGCGAACCUUGUUCUAGAGGCACAAAUGAGGCUUUCGGAGUUCUUGAAAGGGGUUGUGGAGAGGCUUCUUGAUGGCAACUUUAUAUCAGAGGAGAAUUCCGGAGGAUCUUUUGACCAGGCUUUUGCAUCUGGGUUGAAAAAAGUCACUGGUCUCUCGAAUUGUGUUGAAUUUGCUUCAAAGUUGAUCAAUCAACCAUUCUCUGCACCGCCAUCCUUCAACAUCAGCAGUUUUCGUUCAAUUGCAGAAUCCCAAAAAAACUUUCAUGCAGAUCAUCUAUGGUUGUUGCAGACCGACCCAUUGUCCAUGAGGCAUUAUGCAGCCAAUCUAUUAAACGGCGUCCAACGAGAGAACAUGCGGCGUCCGCAAAAGAUGUACACAAUAUCGAUAAUGCUUAUGAGGAAUUUGACAUCACUUCAGAUUUGGGAGUGGAUUGAAGAGGAGGUUCAUAAACUGGGAGCGUUUGAUGGACAGAUUAAGCCCGGCAUAGUACUUCACCCAACUUAUGCACACACGCUUGCUCGUCUAACGGCAUUGCUGUCUCAUCUCAUCCGAGAUGUGGCAGGAUUCUGCUUAGUUGCCAUCCAGACUCGUCCCGGAUUUCGUUCUGAAUAUAGGAAAGAGAUUACUUAUUUUUCGCGCUCUGUAGAAAAAGUCGUCCACCACAGGAAGGACGAUCUUACGACAAUUGAGCUUUAUGAGAAGGACCCCUUGCAAUUCUGUCUGUUGGCAUUGACGGAGGCAUCAAUGGUGUCCCUAAAUGAUACUUCCAUUGAUGCACUUUAUACAGUCUCGCAUGAGCCUGUUGAGAUACUGGCUAUACUUGAGGACCAUCUUACAAAGGCUAGGGAGCAAGACGCCAGUAGGCUAGAUGAAGUACUCUACGCUUCAUUCUCCGACCUUUCAGCGCUGCAUCAAAUUCUUUUCAUGGUGAGACUUCACCAACCACGAGUGCCAACUCUCUCGAUUGAAGAGGCCAUGAAGGAAAAUGAGGGUAAAGCAUGGCGAUAUCUGCGAGCAGGAUAUCUAGAACAAGACUGCCUAGGCCCAUGUAACGUAGAGACCGAAGACGAGAGGAUUCAGGCUUGUAAGUUAUUGGGAAAUUUUAUGGAGAAGUUCCUGAAUACAGAAAAGCCAACAGGAGUAAGUGGACCCCAUUAUAUUGGUAGUCGUUACUAGAGAAAGGCUAAUUCAGUAUUCGCACAGUCCAAGGUAAAUCAGAAAUGGCUCGACCAAGACAAAACUCAACGAGCUGCGUGCAGUCAAUUUUGGGCACAAAUACGAAAGAGAUAUCGACAAAUCCUUGAGCUCAUCAAACUCGGAGAAGAUGACAUUAGCAACGAUCUCAUGGUUCUGUCUGCCGAUCUAGAUCUAAAGCAAAUCUCCGAGGUUCAAAAUGAGCAUGAAGAAAUUAUGAAAGCGAUUGUCUCUGUAAGGACACAAAAGGUGGAGAAAAACAACACGCCAAAGGCUGAACCGAUUCAAACGCAAUGGGGUACAGAUGCCCAACUCGAGAACAAACCCUCCGCAUUUGGUGUGAAAGUCAAAGUCAAGACACACACAGAUAAUUUUGCUAUGGAGGCCUUAGUAGAAUGCACCGAGAACAACGAAGAAGAAGCAUUGCCAGCGAUCAAGGUAGCAGUAAGUAAACGCGCCCUUGACACCCUACAGGCAUUGUACCAAAAGCCCAGCUUCGAAGAGCGCACAAAAAGCAUCGAUUGGGUUUCAUUCGUUCAUGCAAUGAAUGAAGCAGGAUUCAUUGCGAGACAGAUACACGGCUCUGAAUAUUCUUUCGAACCGGCCUCAACAUUCCCAUGGUAUGGACGUGGCAAAAUUGUGUUUCAUAAACCACACCCGGAACCAAAGUACGAAGCUUGGAAAUUGUUGGGAAUCGGGAAGCAAAUGAAAAAAUGGUUCGGAUGGGAUGCUGAUACUUUUGAGUUGUUAAGAGGCAAGAGAGAAGGAUAA
This is a messenger RNA of Hymenoscyphus albidus, 2627 nucleotides long. NCBI's taxonomy places the organism in Eukaryota, Fungi, Ascomycota, Leotiomycetes, Helotiales, Helotiaceae. The record is from the annotation of a GenBank genome assembly.